GAAGCACCAACAAGAUUCCAGUUGGAGAACAUAUUUAACAAAUUUGUCCAAUUUGAAGAAGCAUUUUCCAUGAAAGAUGCAACAAAAAUUAAUAUUCUUGCAAUAACAACUAAUGUUAAGCCGACGAUCAACUAUAUUACAAGACACAACAAACUAGACACUAGGAGGGAAAAUCACGCUUAUGGAUAUGAGUGGAAUGCCAAUGCGUGCAACUUUAUUUGGAGAUUUAGCUACAAAUGAAGGAUCAAUUCUUGAAGCAGAAAUCAAAUAUAAGCCUGUAAUAGCAUUAUCAGAUUUUAAAAUCUCUAUAUAUCAAGGGGAUACAAGCAUAUCGUCGCAAAUUAUUUUAACAUUAUGUAUCAACCCAAAAAUAGAACUAGCUAGCGAAUUAAGGAAAUGGUUUCAAUUGGAAGAAUCUGCAAAAGCAAAAGGAUCUCCAUCGACGCUUUUUAAAAAUGCCAAGGAAAUUCAUAUUAGUGAUAUUAUGCAUAAGUCACAAAAUUCGAUACAGGCACAAUAUUGCACAUUUAAGGUAAAUAUAACUACUAUUUUAAAUAGGCUCGAUCCAUGGUUCUAUGCUUGCAAAGGCUGUGACAAGAAGGUUGAUAAAGAUGUUAGUAAAGAGUGUCUAAAUGACAAAUGCCGCAGAAUCAUUGAUGACCCAAUACCAAGGUACUUAGUUAAGAUUCUCGUGGAAAAUGGCACGGAUAAUGCAAGAGUAACACUUUUUGACGUAGCAGAAACUCUUAUUGGAUGCAAAGCAGAAACAUUCAUUACAGAAAAGAAAGAGAAAAAUAAUCAGAGUCCAUAUUACCAAAAAUUUGUUUUGAGCAUCGGAAAAACAUUCAAAUUCCUGGUGAAGUUAGAUAAAAAGACAAAAGAUGAACGAGGCGAAGGCAAUAUAAUAGCACAAGAAAUUCAACUCCAGUCUGAUAUUACAAUCAACGUAGAUGAUGAAGAUGCUACUCUAGAGUUGCCUAAAAAAAAGAUAAAGCUACUGAGUGUGACAAACGAAGUGUACAAGUCGAUGAUAUUUUUAUCACAUCCAAAAGCAGAUGUGGUUCUUGGCUCAGAGAACCCCUUCCAUCUUUCAAGGCCUUGGAGACUCGGUCUUUUGGAGCAACUGAAGCAGAUCAUCAUUCCAGUCACGGCGAGGUGUGAAACCCCUCCUAUACCAUUGCCUAUGGAUAUCGGUGUUGACUCUGAUUUGCAUGACGUUAUAGUUUCUACAUCCACCUCCGGAAAGCAGGCUAUAUCGAUCUGGAAGAGGCUUGCUAGAGGGUCUGGGCAGCAGGGAUCCAAACAGAAAGAGAAGGGAGGCAAAUGUAAGAAAGAUUCUCUAAAGGAUCCUCCGGAUGUACAUGAGAACAGGGCACAAUUAGUGAUUUCUAGUCCAGAUUCUACUCUUGUUGAGGCGCACCCUGGUGGCAAGGGGCGCCAGGAGCCAUGA
Molecule: messenger RNA, 1450 nt
Organism: Asparagus officinalis (garden asparagus)
Lineage: Eukaryota; Viridiplantae; Streptophyta; Magnoliopsida; Asparagales; Asparagaceae
Product: replication protein A 70 kDa DNA-binding subunit B-like
Exons: 10
Coding region: 182-1450 (422 amino acids)
Source: RefSeq, a predicted model, not a curated record